Musa acuminata AAA Group (dessert banana) is the source of this 4150-nucleotide messenger RNA. Its product is annotated as transcription factor CSA-like. Bases 2275 to 3078 code for a protein of 267 amino acids. Lineage: Eukaryota; Viridiplantae; Streptophyta; Magnoliopsida; Zingiberales; Musaceae. Gene Ontology annotation, cellular component: nucleus. The record is from RefSeq and is a predicted model, not a curated record. Gene Ontology annotation, biological process: regulation of DNA-templated transcription. Gene Ontology annotation, molecular function: RNA polymerase II cis-regulatory region sequence-specific DNA binding; DNA-binding transcription factor activity, RNA polymerase II-specific. The transcript is spliced from 6 exons.
UUUAGCCCAAAAUAUCUAAUUAACUUUCACAUAUAUUACAUGUAGAACCUACAAGUAGGGCAGCUUCGGGCUGAUAGUCCGUGUAGUAGAGGUGACCGCAUGGUAACAUUCUUUUUCUCCUUGUUCGAAGUCCUCGAGACAUAUGAUGCACAAAUGUACUGCGACGAGGUGGUAUAAAUCAUCUUCAACACUCUUUUGAAUCACAUUAUUAUGCUGCAACAUUGUACGAAGGAAAUAAAAUAAAAAAAAUAAACAAAUGAAAAAAGUAUAUCACGCCAAUGUAAAAAUGAUAAAAUGUUAUGUAUCCCUCAUUUCUUUAUAUAGUUAAGAAUCAAACAUGAAAAGUGUGAACCUUGCAACGAAACAAUAUUCGUAAAUUACAAAUGAACAAAAAAUGAUAAAGAAAAUUGUCCUCGAGCUUUGUAGGCUCCUCGACAACGCGUUAGUUAUUCAUGGUGCCACUGACUGUUCAGUAGUUUUGGCAGACCAAGUCUGCAGCUAGCAAUCAGAACUUUUACUCUGUUCUAUGUAUUUUGAACUUUAAUUUUUUUAUUGUAUUAAUCUUGUAUUUGUUUUAAAACUUUAGCAUAUAUUCAUAAAAAAAAUUUACAACUGUAAAAUUUGAUAUACUAGAUAUUGUAAAUACUGAUGCAACUGUGCAGUUAUGUUAGCACGGAAACACAACUGUUAAUACAUUAGUGGUGUGGAUUGUAAAAUUUACAAUAUCAUGCACGGAUUACCUUCCUGUGAAUCCUUCUGCAAUGGAGGGUACUUUACAGGUUUGUUUCCACAUUUCAAAAUUUCCACAUUAUGUUUCUGGUCAGUUUUCAUAACUAAUGAUUAUUCAUCUUCAGCCUGUUCUUGGUCCUGACUCGAAAAUGAAGGAGCCUGAGAGUAAUGUGCUUCGUGCAUCCAUAGAGAAUAUGCAAUAUGCUGUCACAGUUGAUGUUCUUCAAACGGUGAGACGUUUUUCCCAUCCUUCUGUUUAUAUCUGAUCCAGGGCUAAAAAGAUGGUGAUGCCAAGUCUCACAGGUGAUAAUGCUCUACAACAUCAUUACUUGAAAGUUUGUUAGCAUGGAAGCAUAACUGAUGGAGAGGUGCUCACACGAAUUAGUAUUCUACCCAAAAGAACAGGCUUCUCCAUCAACUGUGGCCUACGUUUUGCCAACUUCUGCAUGGAAGCCUUGUACAUUUACUGUUCGGCAUAGGUUUGUGCAGCCUAAACAGAUGUACAUUUGGCUUCGUUUGCUCGAGCUCCAAAAUCCUUCCACAAAUUUGUGUCUUCUUCCUAUAAUUCUACAGUCAAUGCUCCAUCAUGGACUUGUUAAGCUUUUUAGGCUCCAGAAUGCAAAACUUGGUGCUCCAGGUUACUGAAGCAACUGAAGAGGAAGAAGCAGGGAUUUGGAAUCAAGAGUCAAGUUAUUGUCACGCAGGCUGUUGCUUGGGCCAUGGUUGAAAAUGUCACCAGUUCUUGGCUAAGCUGCACUGAUGGGAAUAUUGUUAACUACUAACAAGCAAGUACAAUGUUUGCAAGGUUGCUUUACAUUUGAUAAGCAACACACAUGGAUUGACAACUUACAAGUGACUGCUAGGGUUUUGGAAGGAAAAGGAUGCAUUCGAGUUUCUUGGUGGGUACUUGGGACUUUUUCUAACAAAGUACACAAUAUAACAAAGGUAAAGGGGCAGGAGAAAGAAAUGGUGCCUCCUUUUAAUUUCUGGACAUGAUUGGAGCUCCUGAUCAUCCAUAUACAACAGAUGUCAUUUAUGGAGCUUGCACCAAGGGAAAGAACAUGAAAGGUGAAUGGAAGUGGACCUGAUCGAUACUUAUCUUCCACAGGGUACCUUCCAUUAUUUGUUCUGGCAGAAAGAUGCAUCUCGUUGUUGCUGCUGCUGUGGAUAGACAGGUCAGCUUUACGAGAGAACCACAUGGGACGGUAAAUUUCUUGGGAUGAAUAUUUGGCGUGCAAAUAUAUUGUCCCAGUUGAGGUUUUCUGAAACAGGAGACAGGCCGUGCCAUUGACAAGAAAUGUGGGCGUAGGCCUCUGCAGAGCUCCUACUACCAGACACCUACCGCUUCCAAGGAAGACACAGACAAGUAUCGAUAUAGCUGGAUUCAGGCCUUCAACUCGAGCGUGCGGUAGUAGGACAUCCACACGUGCGCCACGGAGUCUGCAAGCUCGUUGAAGAGGAGGUAACUGCUAAAACUGUUGGGACAGUGGAGAAGCCAAUGUGACCAUCUCCUAUAUAUAACACUCGUGCUGUGCUGAGUCUUAUAUGCUGUUCAUGAGCUCUCUCUCCAUGAAUCCUUCUUCUGCGGUGGAUAGCCGUUCACCACAUGAAGUGGGUGACAGCCACGCUGAAGCCACUGCAGAAGGCAACGCAUCGGGAGAGACCGCAAAUGAGGGCGGUGGUCAGUCGAGCUUUUGUGCUAGGAGUCACUGGAGACCCGAAGAGGACUGCAAGCUGAGAGAACUGGUAGCCCUCCAUGGCCCCCAGAACUGGAAGCUCAUAGCUGCCAAGUUACAUGGUAGAUCAGGGAAGAGCUGUCGGCUGAGGUGGUUCAACCAGUUGGACCCCAGGAUCAACAGGAGGGCCUUCAGCGAGGAGGAGGAGGAGAAGCUGAUGGCUGCUCACAGACUGUACGGGAACAAAUGGGCUAUGAUUGCCAGGUUCUUCCCUGGUAGAACUGACAACGCCGUGAAGAACCAUUGGCAUGUGCUCAUGGCCAGAAAGUACAGGGAGCAGUCAAGUGCUUGCAGGAAGAGGAGGCUCAAAAGAAUGGAGGAAGCCACACUGAACACCAGUGGGGAGGAAGGGUCUUACGAUUUCCUUUUAGUUGCAGGAAGCAAUGUCCCUAGUAACACGGGGUUCUGUAGCAACAACAGUGUGUUCUGGGGUGGACCAGCAGAUGACUCCUCGAGGUUUCACUCCUCGCCCGUCUUGAUGACGGCAACAUGCUACCACUCUGACAUAUCAAGAGUUUCCUCUACUGAAUCACCACCAUUCACCGAGAGCACCAAUGUCUCACCACCUUUCAUAGAUUUCCUUGGAGUGGGAGCCACUUGCCAUGAUCCAUAAGACUGAUGGUCGAUAGAGAUGCAGCGUAUGCAAAGAGAUCAAUCGACCAUUCGGAUUGCAGGAAAGAAAAGCAAUUGUUCUUCUGAUCACAUGAAGAGAGAGAAAGAGAGAGAGAGAGAGAGAGAGAGAGAGAGAGAGAGAGAGAGAGAUUCUUAAAAUGAAAAGCUGAGCUUUUCCUGGUAGUACUUUUCUGCACUUCUACGCAAGCACAGUGGCUAUUGAGUUCUUCCAUGCAACCCAGAACAGAAGGGCCACAACCAUUGCAUAUGGAAAUGGCACAUUUCUUCUUCCUGAUGGCAACAUGUCAUGACAAGCAAUUAUGAGUUAUGAAAUGUCAACUGUUCUUUCAGCACACUAAGCACAAGGUAAUGAAUUGCUCAAAGAAAAAUGUUCAUGUUCUGGUGGGUUUCUCAGUAAACACCUAUGCCAUUAGUGAAACUUUGUUUGGCAGAUUGUAUUCGGUAAAGAACUGUUAUUGAGUUUGUGGGAGAUGAAAGGCACAUCCGCUGCCAAGAAUUACAUAGAAACAAACCUGCAAUUUAUGCAUGCAUGUAACAUGUAUUUACUCUCCAAUUUAGUUCCUGACUUAAAUAAUCUUAUUUCUAUAAUUGAAGAAGGAUUAGAGAUGAACAAUCUUUUCAUCGUAUCAAGAUUCAUCCUCUCGACAAGAUCAAAAAAAUAAAAAAAAUAAAAAAAAAUUCUUUCUUCGUAUUCCAUCCGGUUCUUGUUGUUCUAAGUUACGAAUUCAAUUACUUCGAUCCACGGCCGGCACUUAAUGGCUCUGGUUUGGGGUUAGCAGUGUGGAGGUUGCCGAUGACAAGCCAUGUGAGAACAACUAAUGCUUAGUUGUGGAACAGGAACGCAAACUGCACACCAUGUCCAACAGUUGACUCUAAUCAUACUUCUCUUGUUUCUUCCAAGCAGCUUCAUGCUGUGAAGUCGACGUCGAAGAAAGCGUUCUUAGUUAUCUUUCUGCACCACCUCCACACUGCUCCGCCGGGACCUGCCACCCUCUCCCUCGUCCCUGUUGUCUGCAGGAAACAUCCUUAAGUAGGAACCUGAGGGACACGUC